CUUUCUCGCUGAGCGGCGUCAGGUCGGAGCGAGUCAGAUCAGGAUCGAGGUCAUGGAGGCAGGCAACCUUCCUUUGCCGGCAGACUCGAGGACUCGUUCGCUCUUCCUUGCCCUGACCUUGAGGGACGACGAGAUGCUCUAUCAGACGUUCUCAACCCGGGCAGUCCCCAUCGAAGUUGGGCUGCGGAGCGAAGAGCCAGCGCUGACUGGCAUGGAUCGUGGAGACUCCCUGAGCGCGAAGGCGAGGUGGGGCGAGCACUUCACAUUCUCUAUGGAUGGCAGCGAGCUCGGCAGGAUGACUGUUUCCUUGGAGCUGUUCGAGGACAUGGAAGACGCUCCUGGGCGAUGCGUUGCUACUGUGAAGCCAGCCUUGCGGUUGUCCAGCCUGACAAGAUACAACGACUUGAGCAUGAAGCUCCACAUGAAGAUGAGUUGGCAGGACCUGGACGACAGGCGAGAGCCGAGGCUCAAGGUUCGUUUCAGAUUCGGCAGCAGCCUCGUGGACAGCAGCACGAGCAGUGGGGCCGCCAACGCGGACGAUCUCACGUCAAUGAUGAGCUCUCUUGGUCGGUAUCGAGCCAGAGAGUCUACAACCAAGUUCGUCACCAAUCAGGAGGGAGAACAUCGCUGGGUUUGAAGUGGGUGAGAAUUUCGAGGAUGGACAAGAAGAUGUCGAGCAUGGAACUUGAGAGAUCAACUUGGUUGUUGUCGAAUCAGCAACGAAAGAGGGAAGGUUGGUGUUUUAAGAUUUGUUAUUACGAGAGAUUCAAUGUUG
This is a messenger RNA of Guillardia theta CCMP2712, 775 nucleotides long. RefSeq lists its product as hypothetical. The transcript has a single exon. The record is from RefSeq and is a predicted model, not a curated record. The coding region runs from base 134 to 637 and encodes 167 amino acids. NCBI's taxonomy places the organism in Eukaryota, Cryptophyceae, Pyrenomonadales, Geminigeraceae.